Molecule: messenger RNA, 2946 nt
Organism: Pararge aegeria (speckled wood butterfly)
Lineage: Eukaryota; Metazoa; Arthropoda; Insecta; Lepidoptera; Nymphalidae
Product: zinc finger protein 58-like
Exons: 17
Coding region: 211-2538 (775 amino acids)
Biological process (GO): regulation of transcription by RNA polymerase II
Cellular component (GO): nucleus
Molecular function (GO): RNA polymerase II transcription regulatory region sequence-specific DNA binding; DNA-binding transcription factor activity, RNA polymerase II-specific; zinc ion binding
Source: RefSeq, a predicted model, not a curated record
CUGUGAUUGCUACUUAUUUACAAAAAACCAAAAUAUUCACGUAAAUAUAAAUAAAAUAAAAGUUAGGACUUAUAAGCUUAAUUAAUGAUGCCAUUAUUAAUUGAAUAGUCCUGCAUUACAUAUAUACUUAUUCGUAGCUAAAGCAGUUUAUAGUGUAAUUAAUCGUGGAGAUGUAAUUAUACAUAAUAAUAAGUAAAAACAUUGCUAAAAAUGAGGUGUUGCGUCCAAAACUGUGGGAACGACACUAAAAAAACAACUAAGAGCCAUGGAAUCACGUUUCACAUGUUCCCUAAAGAAACAAAUCUUAGAAAUGCCUGGAUUGAAGCAUUGGGUAUCACAACGUGGGAGCCUAGAGAUAGAAGUGCAGUCUGCUCGGAUCAUUUUCAACAGGAAUCUUUCUAUGAGACCAGACGCGGGUUGAGGAGAAUAAAAAGUGGCUCUGUACCUCUGCCGUUGAAUGAGUCAGAGGAAGAUUUGGACGCUCCCGCAAUGCUAAGGGUGUGCAGGGUAUGCCUAUCCAUGAAUGUGACGAUGUACCACAUGGCCGAGAAGAAUUUGCGCCAAAUGUACGAACAAAUCGUAGGAAUGUCUAUAAGCCCGAAUGACAAGCUUCCGCAGAAGUUUUGUUGGGAAUGCGUGGCCAGAUUGUCUUCUGCUAGCAGCUUCCAGAACAAGGCGUUGAGAUGUCAGACUCUAUUACUAAAUCGACUUGAUGCGGAAAAAUACAUUACAAUUAGAGACAUAAAAUCCAUAAGCAGAGCGGCUAAUCAAUUGAAAUCUAGUUUAGGUCAAAAAAUAUAUGAGCCAAACGAGUGCGAUGUCGUUUUAAUUGAAAACAAGGAUGUCGAAGUUAAAAUUGAGGAGAGUAACGAGUUUAACGGGGUCAAUGAGUUCAAUGGAGCCGACGAUAACGGUCUCGACGGCGAUAACGAUAACGGAUUCACUAACCAAGACGCCAACGUUAACGACAACGAUAGCAACAGCGAGUACAAAUGCCCGGUGGAAGUUAAAGAUGAAAAUACGAACAACGAAAUUUUUUUCGAAGAGUAUCCGGUGUUCGACGAAAGCGACAAUGUGACUUUAAGCGAAAUAAACAAGAAGGAUAAAGUUAAAAAGAAAAAGGCGGUUAAGAAAGUUAAGCAAACAAAAGGUGCGAUAAAAGUUAAACGAAGGAAAGAAGACGACGACAAUCCUUCUAGCACAAUGGACAAAUACAAAAUUUCAGACGUGAAACGCAGGAAAACCACCGACACACUAGACGAAUCGCUGUUCACGAUCGCAACACUGACAUAUGAGGAGCAAAUCGCGGAGAUACAGACAAGACAGAACACCGCGUCCUACAAGACGUCACCGUUCAAGUGCGGCGCGUGCUAUCGCGGGUUCCACGUCAGGGACAGAUACGACGCACACGUCGUCAGGCACAGCGAGCAAAGCGGCGCCUACGAGUGCUUUAUCUGUAAAACUCGUCUAAAGACGGGACGAGCUCUGAGGAAGCACCUCACAGCGCAGCACACAGAGAAAUUCAGCUGUAAAGGCUGUCCUUUCGUCACCAGGAACAGAGGCGUGGCGAGGGAACACGAGAAAUGGCACGCCGGAGCAAAAUACCAAUGCCCGCACUGCCCCAGCGAGUUCGACAAGCUGACCACGUACAUGGGCCACAUACGUAUAAAGCACGUAUCGGAUUUCGUUUGCGAACUGUGCGGGUACACGUUCGUGAGCAAAAAGGGGAUAGACGUGCACAAGAAGAAAAAACAUCGGCUGGCGGACAAAAAUGUAAGUCUAGACGGGCCAUACUGUGAGCUAUGUGAAGUGAGGUUUAUAUCUGAAGAGGCGCAUUCAAGACAUCUGAACUUAUCCUCCAGACAUAGCAGCGAUAACGAUCCUAAUCGUAUACGCAACGACUCUCAAAGUAUGAACACGGAGAAGAACGGACGGAUAAUGAGAAAGAUAGAGAGGCGACCCACCAUUCACCCGCGGACCAGCUUGUCGGGUCCCGAAGGCGCUCCAGUUACGUGCGAACAGUGUGGUCUACAACUGAGGGAUCUUAGGCUUUACGCCCAGCACUUCAGAAGAGCGCAUCCGGACAAGAAUCGAACCAAAUACCCCGCCAUGAAAACACCCUGUAUGUGCGAGCAGUGCGGACGUAUUUUCCAGAGCAUGGCACUGUUGAAAGACCACAUGUGGGUGCACACGGGCGAGAAGCGGUUCAAGUGCGACCGCUGCGAGAAGAGCUUCACCCAGAAGACAAACCUGGUGUUCCACAUGCGGGUGCACAGCGCCUCGCGGCCCAGCUACGAGUGCCCGCUGUGCGGGAAGCACUUCGCCUUCUACAACAACCGCCGCAGGCAUAUGUUCAUCCACACGGGCCUGAAGCCGUUCAAAUGCGACACGUGCGGCAAAUGCUUCACCACGUCCGGUGAGCAACGCGCUCACGUCGAGCACGUGCAUCUCAAGAAGCCGUGGCCCAAGCGCGCGCGCGCCAAACACUGCGACUCGGACGCGUGGCAAAAGUGCGACAUGAGACAUGUGGAGGACUAGACAUCAUUGACUUAUCAUAGACAUAGCAAAAGUCAUAAUAUUAUAUUUAUAAUAAUGAACUAUAUUUUAAAUUAUUAAAAAAUAGGUUUUUCCAUAUUUUAUAAGGUAUUUUAAUGCAAUGCAGUUAUUGCCUUCUUGUUGGUCUAGGAGAUAGAUUUUGGUUAGUAAGCGUUGCAUAACGUCGGAAUCGGUUUUUCCCGCUCUGACAUUUGUUAAGUGGCUGUCAGUUGAAGUGCGACAGAACACUGCUUAGGUAUUUAACGUUAACUGUUUUUAUAUACAGGAUAAUUUUGAAACCAAUGCGAAUUUUUUGUGGUUCGGUAUCGCUUAUGUGACGUAUUUCCACUACAUUUUUUAAAUAUUUUUUUUUACCAUGUCCGAACAUAAAAUAAGCAAAUCAAGGCUACU